Molecule: messenger RNA, 1806 nt
Organism: Eurytemora carolleeae
Lineage: Eukaryota; Metazoa; Arthropoda; Copepoda; Calanoida; Temoridae
Product: synaptotagmin-15
Exons: 12
Coding region: 10-1098 (362 amino acids)
Biological process (GO): cellular response to calcium ion; calcium-ion regulated exocytosis; regulation of calcium ion-dependent exocytosis
Molecular function (GO): syntaxin binding; calcium-dependent phospholipid binding; clathrin binding
Source: RefSeq, a predicted model, not a curated record
UUUAAACAGAUGCAAUCUCCAAACCUAUCUAAUAAUGGAUCUUUGUUCUCCUUUAACUUCCAGGAUAUUUCCAAAUCAAGUAGCAUUGGUAUGCAAAGCAGUCCAAGACAAAGCCCUAGACUAGUUUCUAGAUCUGACUCUAUUCCACAGAGAAGAGAGCUGGGUGAGCUGAACCCGUCCUUGUACAGGUCUGUGAGUUUAGAUUCCCAGGAGUUCUUUGGGACGGAGGAAGGACCUCCAGGACGGGUUUAUAUCAAGAUGAAAUACAGCGUUGAAACUGAAAAUCUGGACAUAUUUUUAAACAAAAUUAAGUGCUUCAAGAAAACAUCUUUACAGGGUUCCAAAGCAAGUGUAAGAUUAAAACUUCUUCCUGAUGACAGACGUUGCCUCACAUCUAAACAGUUGCUGUUUACAGAGGACUCUGCUCUGCUUUUUAAAGAAAACUUUCAGUUUCAUGUGAAUAAAUCUGAUCUUGCUAACAGAACACUGGACGGAGAAGUAGAGAUGAAAUCGCGAGGAGAUAAAAAGGGAAAACCAUGCUACUGGUUCCAGAAGAAGCUGGCAGAAAUAGAAAUAGACGAAUUGACAGAAUCUUUCAGUAUGACAUGUUUAAGAGUGGAUAUGUUUUCAACUAAACCAGUUGAGCUGGGUGGAGGGAUAAAACUAAGAACAUCCCUGGCGUACAACCCAGAUCUUGAGAGAUUAACGCUAGCUGUUUUUCAGUGUCAGGGAAUCAAGGACGAAGAAGAUGAACCCUUGGACACCUAUGUAAAGGUUUCCCUCACCCAAAACUUGAAAGUUGUGAAGUCCAAAAAGUCAGACCUUUCAAAGAAAAGUAACAGUCCGUCUUUUGACCAAAGAUUUGAUUUUAAGGUGGAGAAUAGCAAUCUUCAAUGCACCUCCAUUUUCGUGCAUCUGAAAAUAAGCAAACGAUCAUUUAAAAGAGAGCGCAUUCUGGGACAAAUUAUCAUUGGUCCAAAGAUGUUUGCACGUGGUUCAGGACUCAGCCAAUGGGAGCUCGCCCUUGGAAGCCCUAAAGAACAAAUCUUUAUCUGGCAUGAACUGUCAAAACCCACCACCGUUAGCAGUAGCGUAUAAACGUAAUAGGUAUUUUUUCAAAGGCAUUCCCCAGACGGCAUUCUCUCCGGAGUAUUUUUAACUUGUCACACAGCAUGCAACUGUGCAAUUUCCCAAGUGGCAACUUUCACGCAGAUUUCGGCCCCAAAGCCUUUCUAGAAGCAGCGUUUGGCUCCUUCACAUCGUAGUCGCAGCGUUGGCGCCUCUGAGGGCCUAACCUAACCUUUGUGGGGUUGCCACUUGGGAAAUUGCACGUUUGGGAAGUUGCUUCUUGGGAAAUAGUCACUUGAUUUUAUAGAAACGAAGAGGUAAAGCUUACUUCAGAUGUACACAACCAAGGUUAAUUGCUGUUGCGUAUCCUCUGCGUACAUAUUGAAACCAGUUCUCUCUGGGCGGUGUUUGUAAACAAGAACAGAUGCAUCAGUGCUCUCAAGGGCGGAUCCAGCUUUUUAAAAAGUGGGGGUCAAAGUCUGAAUAAUGUAAGGUAUAGUACCGAGCGAGGGGGGGUGCAGGGGGGCUGAUAAUUUUGUUAAUAGAAAUAAGCAUCAAAAGUGAGUAUUUUAAGUGCUCAAAACAGAAAAUUACUCUGAAAGUAUGUAAAACUGUUUCUACCUUGGAGCUGCACUUACAAUAUCUUCACUCAGACAUACUACUCUAUAAAAAAUUAUCUUUACAUUUCCAUUUGCAUUACAUAAUUUCUAAUUACAAUUUUACCUAUUGUUUAAAAUU